UUCUAUUUCUAUGGUGAUGAUGAUGAUAUUAGGAUGGUCUUUUUAUUCCCCCAACAAGUUACCACUUCGAAGUGGUUGUUUAUCUUGUCAUAAGAAAAACAAAAUAAAUAAAAUCACAAUGUUACAAAAGACUAGUCAUAUUGCGGUAGUGGGUGGUGGUUUGGCUGGUUUAUCGGCUGCCAUCCAUUUGAUAGAUAAAGGUUAUCAAGUAUCCAUCUACGAAAGUAGAAAAGUAUUGGGUGGGAAAGUAGCUUCGUGGGUAGAUAAAAACGGCAAUCAUAUUGAAAUGGGAUUGCAUGUUUUUUUUGGUUGUUAUUAUGAACUUUUUGGGUUGAUGAGCAAACUGGGAAUGUUGGACAACUUGCUGCUCAAAGAACACGUUCAUCAAUAUGUGAAUAAAGGAGGUAAAAUAAGUGGAUUGGAUUUUCGAUGGGGAUCCAUAGGUGCACCUUGGAAUGGUAUCAAAGCUUUUCUUACAACACAGCAAUUGGAUAUCGUCGAAAAGUUAAGAAACGCUUGGGUACUAGCGACUUCUCCUGUCGUGCGUGGAUGGAUAGAUUAUGAUGGUGCCAUGAGAGAAAUAAGAGCGUUGGAUAAGUAUAGUUUUGCUCAAUGGUUUCUAUCACAUGGUGGUUCAACACACAGUUUGGAAAGACUAUGGAAUCCAAUCGCUUAUGCUUUAGGAUUCAUCGACUGUCAUCAAAUCUCCGCUAGAUGUAUGUUGACCAUUUUUCUAUUAUUUGCUACAAGGAGUGAAGCUUCUGUAUUGAGAAUGUUGAAAGGUUCACCAGCAGAAUAUUUGACACAUCCCAUGGCUGCUUAUUUGCAACAAAGAAAUGCAGAAAUUUUCUUGAGAAAAAAAGUGAGACGUCUAAUCUAUCAGACUGUACAAGACAAGUUGCAAGUGAUUGGAAUGGAAAUUGCAAAGGAAGCAAGAGGAAAUGCCCCUGGAAAGAUCAUUCAUGCAGAUGGAGUGAAUUGAGAAAGUUUCCUGAAUUGGACGGGAUCUUU
Molecule: messenger RNA, 1011 nt
Organism: Galdieria sulphuraria
Lineage: Eukaryota; Rhodophyta; Bangiophyceae; Galdieriales; Galdieriaceae
Product: zeta-carotene desaturase
Exons: 3
Coding region: 11-982 (323 amino acids)
Molecular function (GO): oxidoreductase activity
Source: RefSeq, a predicted model, not a curated record